AUGGAGGAACCGUUACCCGGGAUCACUCCCAUCAAUUGUUAUAAUGUUGAAAAGGGUAAAUUAAGUGCAUCGGUGAAAUGGUUAAUUGGACAUGUUUACGGAAGUACUGCUCCUGAUCUUUUAAUUAAGCCGAUCAAAGAGAACAGCAAUAAUACUUUUUGGCUGGAAGCAGCCGUAGUGACGGGUUUAACUAAUGCGUCGUUGUACAGUAAUGCUGCAGCUAAAAUAUUUAAGGACCAAAGUCUUCUUAAUAAACCACAUAGCGUUGUACUUCGAGCUUUGGCAAGUCAUUCCAUUCCAAUCACGUUAUCCGGCGAAGAAGCAAAUAUCACUGAGGCAAUGCUGUCAACUAUUGAACCUUUUCAUCAGGCUGCCCAUUUGGCAGUAAUGGAUUCUUUAAUGAUUGCACAUAUGCGAUCCAUUAUUACUAUUGAUAAAGUGGUAGAAGCUGUCCAGAAUUACACAACUGUUGAUAAACGAGAAGAACCAAUGGAUAGUGUUGAUGCAUUGCUGUUUUGGAUUAAUAAAAUUUGUUUAUUGGUACGAGAUGACAUGGAAAAAUUUACUAUGAUGAAUAAAAAUUCUAGAGAGCAAUAUGGGUCAGUGGUAGUGCCCGAAAUGGAAGAUCUAUAUGAGGAUAUGUGUGAUGGCGCUUGCAUUUGCGCACUUGUUGGAUUUUAUCGACCUAAUGAAAUGAUCUUACGAGACGUUUGUUUCAACGAUCCAAUGAGUCUUGCCGAUUGUCAGUACAACUUAAUGCUCCUUAGGGAAUUCUGUUCCCAUCUACCAUGGAAUCCAUUUCACUUCGAAAUUGAGGAUAUUCUAUACCUUCAUGAAAGUUUACAACCAAAUGUAAACGCCUUUUUAGCUGAUCUUUUUCAAAUUUUCGAAGGAGAUGGCGUAAGAAAUGUUGGAAGUCCUAUAGAGGCAUCACCUCUACGUGCAAGAUGUUUCGUACCAGUAAAUGGCAUACCUAAUUUACGAUCGCAAACUGCUCCAAAUAAAGUACUUAAUCAAUUCAGAUCUCGUUUCCAACCUGAAAUUUCACGAACAUUUUCUGCGAUGUCUUCGGACUCACUAAUGACCAAUCGCUCGGGUGAAUCAAUGAAACAUCAUUAUCAAAAGAAUUUUGCUGGCUCUAAGACCAACUUUGGUGAAUUAUUGAAAAUUAUAUAUUUACAUUUCUUUAAAUUUUCGACGCAAUGUGGCGAUCAUGUUAGCGGUACGGAUGGUUUUUCGCAAGGAGGAACAUACAUUCGCAGUGAUUCAAUGCCAGCUGCAAGUAUACGUUUGGCAUUGGAAGAAAAGCGACGUGAACAUGAAAAAAAGCGUUAUUUGAAAACAAAUCAGAAUGAGUCAGAGCGUGCACAGAAACAGAAGGAUGCAUUCUUCACACUUAUGCAGCGUCUGGAAAAAGGUUCCGAUGCACGAUCACGUGCAGCAAGUGAAAUAGGUAGCUCUCAAACACACCAAUCAGAAGAAUUAUCUUUCUUGAAGGAAACUGUACAGGAUUUGAAGAAACGACUUCAAGAGAUGUCGGUACAGCAGGAGCAUUUGAGUCGUCAGGUAGACGAACAACGUCAGAUGACACAUGCCAUUUCUCAACCUGCUAUCCAUACAGAGUUUGGUUUGAUCAAUGACGCAAAUCACAUGCUUAAUGGUUCUUAUGCAACUCUGCCACAUAAUGCAGUAAAAUCGAUGCGUCAAGCACAGCAGCAUACUUACGCAACACCUUAUAUGACUCCUGUAGAACCACAGCUAUUCGGACAGUCUACAUCAGAUCAAAAUCAAACGUUCCCUACGCAUCCACUGCAGUUGCCCCUGAAUGGAUAUACCAAUCAACCAGACUAUCAGUCGACAGUGCCUGUGUAUGCAUCUCAGGUUGUUCAUGGUUCUCAACUAUCAACACCACAGUAUCAACUGAACCUGGAUGGUUCAUACGUUUUACAUUCACAGGAUACUAGUACACAUCCUGCUGUUGGCUCACCAUUUGUGCUUACUAAUGCUGUUGCUAAUUCCACUGCAGUUGCACACAAUACAUUUCGACUUCAUCGGAAUGAUGCAUCGUCGAGUCGUUUGGAUCCAUCGCUUGAAAUAAAUCGCAAUUUGACAAAUUGGGGUCUUACGUAUAAAGCGGGGCAGGUGAUACGGCCACAAAGACGUACUUGGGAAAAUAGAACAUUUACGAAAAGUGAAAUGGAUCUAUCGAAUCAACCUGAGUUCUUACCAGGCGUUCCUUCACAGCUACAAAGCCAGUCAUCGGAAGCAUCUGAAAAUAUAAAUGGUGUCAAAGGUGUAGAGUCCAUAUCCUUGCAUCAAAGAGAACCUAAUGUGCUGCAGCAUCUUCAGCAAACCGAUUUCGAUCCUUACACCAAGCAGAAAGAAAAUGAUAAACCUGGGCAUCAGCAAAGCCCACCGAAAGAUCCCAUUUCAUCUACAAAUGCCGAUGUACCUUCUCUACCCAGAAAGCUUUCAUCUACGCGUGCUUCACAGUUCAUUGUUGAUGAUGCAGCCGAUAAACCUGUUAUCAGCGUGACUCCCGAAAUGGAAGCAAAACGUGAAGCUUUGUUAGCGAAAACUUUACGACGUCGUGAACAAAUUGAACAAAAAGUAGGGGAAAUUGAAGCUAAAAAUGCUGAACGUAGGCAAGCUGAAUUGGAAAGGCAGGAAGCUGCUGAACAACGGAAGCGUGAGCGUGAAUUACAAAGGCAGAGAAUAUUAGAUGAUUACAAGCGUAAAAAGAUGGAAAAGGAGUUGGAAAAUAUUGAACUGCCUAGUGGUCGAGGAUAUAACCAACUGUCUUUAGUACAGCGACCGAAAAGCACGAUGGAAGGAACGAAUCAUCGAAUAAAGCGUUCAGGUCGACCGCAAAGUAGCUUUGAAGAGAGUAGUGCACCAUCAUCAGCUCGUAUUCCUGUACCAAGUACUGCUGAACCAACACUAAAAUUGUUUUCGAAAUAUGUUCAUAAGUCUAAUCGAUCAAUGAUUAUAAAUGCUUUGCAAUAUUCGGUAUUCCCUGGAACUGUUUGGGAUAAACAGCGUGCUGAAGUGCUUGGUGAACUGGCAAAAAGUGACAGUAAGCAUUUCCUUUUGCUGUUCCGGGAUCAAAAAUGUCGCUAUUUAGGCGCAUAUAGUUGGGAUCAGCAAUCAGAUACCGCACAUCGUAUUCAUGGAAGAGGCCCUAAUAUUUGUCAUGAGUCGAUGAUAAAUCUUAUGUUCAAGUAUGAUUCGGGGGCGAAGAAAUUUUCGCAGAUACCAACAAAGCAUCUUUCGGCCACAAUUGAUGGUUUUACAUUACAAGAUCAUUAUAUGCAGGGUCCAAAAAUUCCACACAGUAACAGCAUUAACAGGUAG
Brugia malayi is the source of this 3354-nucleotide messenger RNA. RefSeq names its product Prion-like-, putative (gene Bma-ptrn-1). NCBI's taxonomy places the organism in Eukaryota, Metazoa, Nematoda, Chromadorea, Rhabditida, Onchocercidae. Gene Ontology annotation, molecular function: microtubule minus-end binding; calmodulin binding. The record is from RefSeq and is a predicted model, not a curated record. Gene Ontology annotation, cellular component: microtubule minus-end. The coding region runs from base 1 to 3354 and encodes 1117 amino acids. Gene Ontology annotation, biological process: cytoplasmic microtubule organization; negative regulation of microtubule depolymerization. The transcript is spliced from 27 exons.